Molecule: messenger RNA, 1752 nt
Organism: Rotaria socialis
Lineage: Eukaryota; Metazoa; Rotifera; Eurotatoria; Philodinida; Philodinidae
Source: the annotation of a GenBank genome assembly
AUGAUGAUUGCUGCAUUCACCAUAACAACAACCAUGCUCCAAAUGAAUGCAACUAAACAGAUCAAUGAACAAAAUCUAAAAAUUGCUAUUGAAAAUCGGGAUAUUGCCAAUCAUACUCGGCUUCAACAGCUUGAAAUAGAACAAAAACGUCACGAACGCGAGCGUGAAUAUCAAAAGGAGCAAUGGAAUCUUGAAAAAUUCAUCGCGGAAGAAAAUCUAAAAAUUGCUAUUGAAAAUCGGGAUAUUGCCAAUCAUACUCGACAUCAACAGCUUGAAAUAGAAGAAAAACGCCACAAACUCGAGCGCGAAUAUCAAAAGGAGCAAUCGGAUAUUAAAAAAAUCAUCGCAGAAGAAAAUCGCAAACAAGAUUUACAAAUCGCCAAAGACAAUAGAGACAAUAACGAGCACAUUGAGCAACAACGGCAAGACAAAGAUAUUCAAAUUGCUAACCAAACUCGGUUGCAUCAGAUUGAAAUUGAAGAAACUCGACUAAAACAAGAACGUGAACUGGAAGAGGAUAGAAGAGCAGCUGACUUUCAAGCCACGGAAAACAGACAGAUGGACACAUAUCUGGCUGCUUAUCUAAAAGAAAUGAGUGAUUUCCUCUUAGCCGAGAAUUUUACUUUGAAGAAUUAUCGUUUGGCCAUUGUUCUUCGAGCUAAAACAAUAACUGUUCUACGGCAACUUGAUAACAAACGAAAAGCGCAUGUUAUUCAGUUUCUGAAACUCGAUCACAUUUCGCUAAGCGGUGUUAUUCUCCAUGGAGCAAAUUUCACUGGAACAUCACUAAAUACCAGCAACUUUACUUACGCCACACUUACACAUAGCAACUUCCAAAAUAGUAACCUUGGCAACGCUAUAUUUUUCAAAUGCGAUGCAUCAGUAGCGAACUUCACCGGGGCAGUCAUAGCAAAUGCCACAUUCACUCAAGCUCGUCUCAUCAACACAUCAUACCGUGAAAUUCAAGGUCACAACGCUCGCUUCGAUCAGACAUUACUUGACGAUGCUGAUUUUGAUCGUCCCUAUCUUAUUCAAGCGAACUUCACAUUAGCAAGUUUGCGUAGUGCAAGUUUCAAACUUGCCAAAUUGAGCUCGACUGAUUGGCUGAAUGCCAUUCUGCUCGGCGCUAAUUUCCGUGAAGCUCAACUUCGAGGUGCCAAUGUCACUAAGCAACAGUUACGACAAAUGUUUUCAUUUGAAAAUGCGGUACUUGCCAAAGGAGUGAUUAUGCCAAAGACUAACUUGCUUAUCAAUGGUGAUGCUGAGAAGAAAACAAAAUCAGGCUGUUCAACGACUAACUGGAAAACUGACAAUUCGAUGGUAGCAAGAACUUAUUCAUUGGAUAAAGUUCCGACUAGUCUCGGCAUGCGCUACUUCACGGGAAGCGAGAAUAAAUUCCUGGCUACCAUGUAUCAACAAGUCGAUACUAAACGUACGAUGGAAUUUGAAGAAAGAAUUCAACGUCUAUGGUUUUAUGGACGUUGUCGACGACUGAUUUCUGUCGACGAAUUUUUUCCUGGAUUUCUAUUAAGAGAAUUCAAUCACGAGAACGACAAUAUAAAAAAUCAUUCAUGGACAUUAACUGCAAAAAGUGAAGAAUUUAACGAUGAAAAAUGGUUUUCUUACAAUGCAACAACAACCCGAAUCGAACUGCAAAUUACUUUUAAGAGGAAACAGACGGGUUCAUUAAAUCUCACGUUUGGCUACUGUGACAAUCUCCGAAUCGCUGUUUAUGAUAAUACUUACGCAUAA